AAACGAUCCUCGAAUCGCAUGGAUCGCUGAUGACUCCCUUCAGACGCCUCGCUCCUCGCAGGAUAGGUGUGUGCCUGUGGGGUUACGGUUGCAGGUCCUCGAUCGAAACAAAGUCGCGUGGACAUUCCAAAUCCGUACUAUGGAGCCGUACGACGUAAUCGUCAACCAGCCGGUGGUUAUCGACAACGGAUCUGGCGUGAUCAAGGCAGGCUUCGCGGGCGAUCAGAUACCUAAAUGCAGAUUCCCGAAUUACAUUGGAAGGCCAAAACAUGUACGUGUUAUGGCUGGUGCUUUGGAGGGAGAUCUGUUUGUGGGUCCAAUAGCGGAGGAGCAUCGUGGCCUUUUAUCUCUUCGGUAUCCAAUGGAACACGGUGUGGUCACAGAUUGGAACGACAUGGAGCGCAUCUGGUCUUACGUCUAUAGCAAAGAUCAGUUGGCCACGUUCAGCGAGGAGCAUCCGGUCUUGCUUACAGAAGCACCUUUAAACCCCAGGAAGAAUCGUGAGAAGGCAGCCGAAAUAUUUUUCGAAACGUUUAAUGUUCCAGCUUUGUUUGUUUCUAUGCAAGCUGUACUUAGCUUAUACGCGACAGGCAGAACUACGGGAGUAGUUUUAGAUGCUGGCGAUGGUGUUACGCACGCUGUACCUAUUUAUGAAGGUUUCGCCAUGCCUCACAGUAUAAUGCGAGUUGAUAUAGCAGGACGUGAUGUCACAAGGCAUCUUAGGCUACUUUUACGCAAGGAAGGUAUUAAUUUCAAGACCACCGCGGAAUUUGAAAUUGUCAGAAUAAUUAAAGAGCGAGCGUGCUACCUCGCUAGCAACCCUCAAAAAGAAGAGACAAUAGAGACGGAGAAGUUUCAAUAUGUGUUACCUGACGGCAGUCACUUGGAGAUUGGUCCGGCACGAUUCAGAGCUCCUGAGGUGCUGUUCAGACCAGAUCUGAUAGGCGAAGAAUGCGAAGGCCUUCAUGAAGUACUAACGUAUUCCAUUCAGAAGUCCGAUUUGGAUUUGAGAAAAGUUCUAUUCCAAAAUAUCGUGUUGUCGGGUGGAUCGACAUUAUUCCGCGGUUUCGGUGACAGGUUAUUGUCGGAGAUUCGUAGAAUGUCGCCAAAAGACAUUAAAAUAAGGAUAUCCGCACCUCAGGAACGAUUAUACAGCACUUGGAUCGGCGGUUCCAUUUUGGCUUCUUUGGAUACGUUCAAAAAGAUGUGGGUGAGCAAAAGAGAAUUCGACGAGGAUGGUAUACGGGCUAUUCAUCGUAAAACAUUUUGAAUUUAAUUUAGAGAAGCUUUCGAGAAUGUUAUAUAUCGAAUAAUUUUAUUAUAAUACGAAAUGAUGGCACACACACUCGGCACGGUAACAAAAUAGUAUAUCGCAAGCAAGCAUAAUUCAUAAUUAUUUUGGAUAGUAAUUCGUAUAAUUUUUAUCAUUAUUUCAUGGAGUCAUUAUUUAGUUAUUUCUAAUCAUGUUUUAAGGCCCGCGAUAUAGUGCAAAAACAGUUUCGAUUAAUUUUUUUGUCUCUUUAAUCGAUUAAUGUGACUUUAUUUUGAUAGGUAUAUACAUGGUUGUGUCAAUAUACAAUUAAUAUACAUGAAUAUUUCUGCAAAGACUGUACGACAUGAUAAAAAGAAAGCUAGCAACCUCAAAAUCCCGUAAAAAUGUAAAUAACGUCUUUUCGAAUCAAAUGAAUUGUCAAACAUAAAAUUUCAAACUGGUUUUAGAAUUUAUUUAUUUUUAUUUAUAUAUUUAUGUUGUGCGCUCCUUUAAGGUGUGUACCGCAGAAUACACGAUUUGUCAUAUCUAAGACAAAACGCUCUAUUUCGUGUUCAAUAUAGCAAAACGAGGUUCUGUAAUUUCUAUGUGCAACAACAUUUAUACAAAGCAUUGUAAAUAUGUAUGCUUUCGUAAAAAUAAAUCACCAUAGUCUUUACACGUACACGCGACACACACACACACAAGUGCAUGUGAUUAAAAUGUGAAUUUCUAUAAUUAUACUGUAACGUCGAGAUUUGUAGCUUUAACUUAAACAGUUGAUUCCAACAUACUUUGUAUCACGCUAUAAGCUAUUGAUUUUUAAAUGUAUAUUAAAUGCUGAAGGAGAACACAGUCUUUGAUACCUUUCAUUUACAUAGCGUAUUUUGCUGCGAUAAGAAUAGGGAUUAUCGACGUUCUUAUCGCUGCGUAACAAGGAAGAUCGUGUUUGCAAAUAAUGAGCAAUAAUUAAAUUGGAACGAAUUCAGUCGUCAUGAAAUAUCUGUUGGAAUUUUAUAUUGUAUACGAUAUGUCUGCACUGCUCGGGGAGAAAAGAAUAUCAAGGACGUUUAGAAACUUGUUGACAAUUAAUUUAUUUAACGUCGCACACGCAAUGAAAAAAUACUCGAAAUUACGAGAUACUGCACGAGGCAAGAAGUACUGUAUUUAGAGAAAUGCGCCUGAAUCAAUAUAUAAUAUUUAAAAGACAACCUGCAAACGCAUCUAUAUUAAAGCUAAUGUAAACGAGUGUUUAUACCAUUUUUAAUUAUUUAACAAAUGUGUAUUUUUGUUUAAUAAAUAAACAACUAUACGA
Molecule: messenger RNA, 2564 nt
Organism: Vollenhovia emeryi
Lineage: Eukaryota; Metazoa; Arthropoda; Insecta; Hymenoptera; Formicidae
Gene: Arp1
Product: actin-related protein 1
Exons: 7
Coding region: 140-1270 (376 amino acids)
Source: RefSeq, a predicted model, not a curated record